This is a messenger RNA of Gamsiella multidivaricata, 3842 nucleotides long. RefSeq lists its product as uncharacterized. The record is from RefSeq and is a predicted model, not a curated record. NCBI's taxonomy places the organism in Eukaryota, Fungi, Mortierellomycota, Mortierellomycetes, Mortierellales, Mortierellaceae. Bases 6 to 3704 code for a protein of 1232 amino acids. Gene Ontology annotation, cellular component: mediator complex. Gene Ontology annotation, molecular function: protein binding. Gene Ontology annotation, biological process: positive regulation of DNA-templated transcription. The transcript has 12 exons.
CAUUCAUGGCUGCCGAUAAUCUGGAACACAAACUAUCGUCGUUCCUCCCUGCCAAUCUAUCUGUCGAUGGUCUUUACUCAGCACUAAGACAUGGUAGCCAUCAAAGGCCAAUUGCUUGGUCCUGCAAGAACGCUGCUAUUGUUCCGUCGUGGGUACCUGACCGAAAGGUCCCGGGGCUUAUGAAUCCGUCAUUGCGGAUGUUAUCGCUGCUGAUGUGUGCAGAAGGAAAGGCGAAGCUUUGGGAUACGUGCAUGGAGGAUAUCUCGAUGUUCCAUGGACAGAGCCACAUCACACAUGUUCUAUGGAACCAUUCAGGAAACCACUUCACUUCAAUUGAUGAAAAGGGCAAGCUCGUCAUAUGGGUGAACAAGCGAUAUCUCAACGCCUGGCUGCCCGUGUACAUGGUCGUCCUGUUUAAUCCGGUCGUUUGCUGCGAAUGGAUCAAUCCCGAGCGCAUGUACGUGGCCUCAAAAAUGGAUGGACCUACCAAGUAUGAGCGGGAGCGUACAGGACGUCCAAGGAAUCCAUUAGCCUUGGUCGUUCUCAGUUCUGAUGGCCAGUUAACGACGCUGUUUAAGCCUGCGGGACAAUUCUUUACCCACAUCACGACAAAUCUGCCACGCCGGUCUGCAACGGAAGACCUUGCUUCGUCCAGGAUAACACACGGUUCAAUGUUGAGCGAUGCUGAAGGAAUUCACCUGGUUACGCACACCACUAGCAUGCUGCCAUUGACUGUGAACUUUUACCAAAUCGACCUCCGAUUCACGCCCGAAGUCGUGUUUCGCUGUGAUGCGACAGCUAUCUUGCACAAUUCAACCCCUCUCACAGGUCCAGGAUCGGUCAUGACACCGAGUGUGGUUCAACACCUGCAACUUUUGCCCCAGACCUCAACAAGACCAUUGUCUGUAGCAGUUGCAGUGGCGUCGAGAGAGGAGAACGCAAGUGGAGAAAUCAUCUACAGGAGUCAGGUCGCUAUUUGGGAUGUGACCCCAAAGCUGAUGGGAUUUCAUCCGGCAUUUCAGGAGUUAUCGACACGUCGGAAUGAUGCGGUAUCAGGACAGCCUUCACUGGCGUUUGUGAUUCUCGGAGAGCGGCGGUUUGAGAACAAGUUUGUUUCUGCGAUGGCAUUUGUUCCUAGAAGCAGGGAACUUGUGGUCGGAUUUUCAGAUGGCAGUCUGCUCGGAUUGGAAAGUCGGUUCUCGGGGCCGGAACUCUUGGACGCAACUUCGACUUUGCUCGAUGGAUUUCACGCGGAAAAGAAUCAUCAUCCUGUUGUUGCAAUAUGUCCCUCGCCUAAUGGACUCGCUUUGAUCACCUCGUCGCUCAACGGGAAAAUCUCCAGUAUAGACACCUCGGAAUCGUCAGGCUACGAUGUGGAUCUUGACGCGUUGAUACAAUGCACUAUCCUGGCUAUAUUGAAUGAAUGGGAUUAUUCUGAUAUCGUGUCCGUCGUUGUAAGGGCAUCAAAAAUAUCAACAGAUGAUCAACUUGCCGAUCGAUUCGUAGAGGGCAUUUUCAAAAGCUAUGAUAUGAUCAAAGGCGCAGAGGAUUCCAGUAUGAUUGAACCCUUUUUACCAAAGGCCUCCGUCAUGAGACGUAUGCUGUCGCUACAACUGGUGCUCUUUCAGGCACUUCCAAACAAGACUGUUCAGUAUCGUGUAACGUGUGCUCUUCUGCAUUUGCAGUCUAUCGGCGAAGUCUUUUCUGGAUGCUGUAAUUCCGACCCUGCAAUGCUCGCCGCUCACCUGGACCAGGGAUCGAAUGCGAUGACAGGACAAAAGCCGCUCGGGUUUGAUACCAAUUCAUUAUGGUCGCUACUCCCACUUUGUGGAUGGGUUCUCGACUUUUGCACAGUCCUGUUCCGGGAGCUAGCAGUGUUUCUGACCAUGAAGAGCGCCUCUUCCGCCAAUACUGGGGUGUCGACGCCGACGAUUCUCUGCUUCCUGUAUCACAGUCGGGCAAGGAAGACCCUCCGCUCUGUCUUGGCACUUAUGGAGCAAUACUAUCACUUUGUCAGAAUCCGGGAACAGCUCUAUCAUAAGGUGGUCCAGACGGGCGGAGCGAUUGAAGGACCUGCGGGCCAGGGACAGGGACAGGGACAGGAGAAAGGUAACCACACCAACUCGAUGAGCAUACCCGAGGCGGUGGCGAUGAAGGACAUCCAGAUCACAUCCCUAUCCCAGUAUGUUGAAGCCGCAUUCACGAGAUGUCCACUCAAGGUUGGGGUCGUCAAGUCAAUGCUGCGGGACCUGAAUGGACUCAGCGGGAGCCAUGUUGAUCCAGCUCGUGCCAAUGGAGCCGGCGCCUUGAAUCGGCCUGCGGAGAAUGAAGUUCUGGAUAAGGCGGCCUCGGAUCACGGAGUUUUCAUUAAGGGAACGAUCCCCUCUGCCAACAGCAACGCACUGGCACAGACAAGGAACGAAUUGAGAGGGAUUACCCGAAGGUAUCCAACGCUGUGGGACAUGAAUCGACUCAUGUUCGUCACCAUACACUGGCUGGAUCUGGAGCCGGCUAAUACGUUGAUGGCAGGUAAAUCAGGACCUCGAUACAAAGCUUUGGCGAUGCAUCCUUCCCGAUGUCGCAUUGACCCGGUAGCGGCACUCAAAACACGAGUGCCGGGUCCAAUGUCCUCUGGGGCAGGACGUUUACCAUACGGUCUUCUCCAUCACCAGUCCUCGAAUGGCAGUAUAGGGAACAUGCCCCUUGGGCCUCGAGGCUCGAUAAGCAGUGCUUCUGGAAAAUCUGCGAUGCCCAGCAGGGUCUUUACAGAGUCGCCUGGGGAGAUUCUAGUGCCUCAGCAGGGAGCCCAUAACGGGCCUCUAGAUUUGAGUAAUGCUCCAGAUUUCGGCCCGCAAUCCAUCUGGGGGAUCGCUCUGGACGAGAGCGAUGACGAAACAGGGGACGAUCGCCGAGAAGACCGAGAAGAUGAGAACGAGCGAAUCAAAUCUGUCUGGCACAAUUGGGUUGGUACGCUCCACGGACAACAACAGCACGGGCCCAAUGGGGCCACCAGGGUUUCCGGCAACGAUGACGGUGCCGAAACGGUGCCUGACGAUGAUAUUAUUUUGGACGAGUCGGGCGAAGGCGAGGGCGAAGACUCGGACGAGGACCCGGAGUGGGAUGAGGAAAUGCAGGAUGUGCAUACGAGCAACGGCUCUAGGCACGAGAGCAAGGGAGAGAUUGUCCGCGGGAGGAGAUCGUCUCUGGGGGCGACGCUUGGUCCAGGAUCCCAAUGGUUGCUUCAGGAAUCACGAACGAUUUCCGAGAAGACGUCGUCUGAAUGGACGGUGUUCCCUGUCUUGAGUGAGGAGCGGCCGUGUGCGGGAGCGGAAGUCGAUGAUUCCAAGGGUCGGAUGGCCCUCCUGGGUCUCAGCGGGCACUUUGCGCCGUUGGAUCUCCAGGCCACGGAAUUCCGGGUCCACUCUCAGGAGGAGAUCGAGGCUCAGGUCCGGAAACGUCGGUUCGGUGUUGAUCCCAUUCGGAAAGUGAAAAAGUACAAGACCACCGGCAAUGGCAGGAGAUGUGUUCGCUGUCUUCAAAUAUCGACAAACAACAGCGUGAAUCCUCGGGCUGUUCACAGGCGAGUCCUGCCCCAUCAGAUCGGAUCGUCUCCGAGUGUGAUACCGGAUAUCGCAGCGGCCACUCUCUGGUACCAUAAUUACGAUCGAUCAUGUAUUUGUGGGGGCAUGUGGCUCGAACUUUAGGGUGUAGCUCCAUGUUUCCCUUCCUUCUCAUUAAAAGAUAUGGGAUCGAGUCAAAGUAUAUUAUUCCCCUAUUCUUGAUCCCCCCGUUAACGGCUAGACUAAGUCUACCUUUUAUUCUGUAAAAGGAGGGCAGAGUGG